Molecule: messenger RNA, 1830 nt
Organism: Anneissia japonica
Lineage: Eukaryota; Metazoa; Echinodermata; Crinoidea; Comatulida; Comatulidae
Exons: 14
Molecular function (GO): protein binding
Source: RefSeq, a predicted model, not a curated record
AUGAACUACAUUAUUUAGUGCUCUCUGAUUUUAGUCGAAAUUCAGUCAACAAUUCAAUGCAGUUAUUUUAUGCAUAUUAUCGGAGUUGCUAGACCAAGAAGGGACCUUUACGAAAUAUAGGCCUUAUAACAGGUUUUCACCGGUAGCAUAAUUGAAUACAACCUAACCUAAGGCUAAUCUGAACGGAACAUGGCUUACACUGCUCACGAUUUACACGACGCAAUGCGUAAGCAGAGAUGGGAGGAAGUAUGGCGCAUUAUUCGAGCCCAACCAGAGCUUGUCAAUGAAAAAUCUGGAAGGAUGACGUCAUUAUAUUGGUUAGUGUCGUCCGACUACGCACCAGAAAGUCUUGUGUUGGAAUUUUUAAAGAUUGCAGCAAAAGAAGUUGUAGACGAUGUAAACAUGUUUGGUGACAGUAACCUUCAUCUAUUGGCUCUGUAUGGACGAGUAGAUUCACUGCGUCGUGCUUUAGAAAUUUCUACCACAUGCGUGAAUUACAAAAACCAGGCGGGAAAUACUCCACUUCACUACUUGAUGUCAGCGAACCACCCAUUCCUCGUUCACCGUGGUGUUGCAAAAGCACUAUUAAAAGUCGGAGCCAAUAGCCAUAUAAAGAACAAGCUGUUUGCCGAUGAUUCAAACUUAUUAAAACCUUUAGUUGGUGACGUAGUUCCUGGAAUAAUUCUUUCAGGAGGUGCAGAAGCUGUAAAGGUUUUUAAUGAAGAGUUAGAAACGGGAGAAAUCACAGUAAACCACGCACGAUUAAUGAUGACUGGUAAAAAUGGUGUGGGAAAGUCGUGUCUCGUUAACACACUUCUUGAUAAACGAUUUAAUGAGGAGGAACAAUCAACCGACGGCAUAGUAUUGACUACUGCUUUUCAAACCACGGACAAUGAGUGUAGUAAAUGGAAAGAGCAGAAUGUGGAUGAGUGUGAACGAAUUAAGCAGAUGUAUGACAAUGCAUUAGAAAGUAAUGUUGCAGAAAAAUUAAAAAGGAAAAACAGCGAAACAGAUACAUCUAAUGUGACACCGGCUACAAAAUCACAACUACCAGCCACCUCUCUCACAGCAGCACCUGUAUCUCAAUCUGAGCACGUCAUGACGUCGAAACCAACUGCAGCAAAAGGAGGUUGUCAUUUACCGUCAUCAUCAUCUACUGGUCAAAAUGCAUUAUUACCAUCUUGCAUCAAUAUAGCAAAAGACAUGACGUGCAAUAUGACAAAUAUACAGAUCAUAAAAUAUUGGAUGAGGUUGAUCUUUACCUAUGCCGUUCCAGCUGGGUCACAAUGGAAGCCUCGACAGAAAGUCAAGAAACCUCAAAUUUUGGUGGUUGGCACCCACAGUGAGAGCCUGUUUGGGACCGAUGAAGAAAAGAAGAAACAGAUUGAAGACCAGUAUAGUAUCAUAUUCGAAGAAAUCAGAGACAUGCCAUAUGAAUGCCACGUUUCGAGAAAAAUGUACGCCAUUGACAACAAGUAUACAUCGCAAAGUGCUGAGGCAUUAAAAUCACUUAAACAAGAUGUUGGUGAAUUUCUGAAAGCGAUGCCAAAAACGAUCCCACUUAAGUGGCUUGAAUUUCAAUAUAUGCUGCAGGAGAUUGGCAAGAAGUCAGUCCACAUGCAAUAUGCUGAGGUUUGCAAAGUUGCCACCAAAUGCGGGAUCUCCAUGAAGAAUCUCCUAUACGCUCUCAAGUACUUACAUGAUCUUGGAAUCAUUUUGUACUUUGAGAAGAACGAACUGCUGAGGCACACAGUGAUUACAGACCCAAGGAAAUUGAUUAUCAUCUUCAAGAAAAUUAUCACAGAAGUAAAACAUUAUGAUGAGGAUAAG